AGGUGUGUUUUUUUUUUAUUCUUAAUAGCCCUUCAUGGGCAAAAAUACCAAUCGGCAAGAUUUCAUGUCGCGUCUUUGUAUUUCCCCGGUGGAAAAACCAUGGAAAUCUCCUUCAAUCUUUGAUUAACACCGUACUCAAUUUGCCCAGUUCGUCCGAUCCCCCAAUAUUUGAGUUUGAGGUGAAGCGGACAAAAAAGAAAAAGAAGAAGAUAACCCACUCCACUAUUAUUUCCCCGGCUUCUUUGUCGUUUCGCCGAGGACUGAGCCAAAAGCACCACGCAGCUUAGCUCGCUGGGCAUUGAUCACGGGAUUCCGCGCCAAACUCGUGACACACAGCCUGGCAAAGCUACGCCCUCGCGGCCAUCAUCUCGGGCGAGACAUUCUGUGCCUUUGCGAUAUCGGUUUGUGGAGUUGGGGUGUCGUGGGGUACGUUGAAAGUGACAUGACGUGAAGGUGUGAAGGUUGUGCCGUGACCCUGAACCCCUUGGGCUUGGCAGCAGCGAAAACCUGCCUGCCCUGCGUAAGAAAAGUGCGCGCCGGGCUGCAGGCUUCAUAAAGGCGUCGGGUCUCUGCGCCGGCGUGGCCUUUGGCAUUUGUCUUCCGGCUUUUUUUUUUUGUUUGUUUCUAUGUUUGUACCCGACUGCUCACAACUUCUUGGAUUUUGUUCAGCUCGAACAGGAAACCCCGAUAUUUGCCCUGCGGCUACGACAGCGCCAAGCAAUUAAAUAAACCACGCCAUCGACAUCAGCAAGGAGGCACAGAAAAGGGUACGCCAUGAAGGAUCCGUUUCCCAUCGCCCCUAUCCCGGCCUUGAGCCGGGCGGUGCAGCCCAUCGCCGACAUGUUGCACCUCCCGACUUUGCCGCUGCACAUCCACGAGGUUCUAGGGGCCGCGCUAUUCUAUACAUUCAUCCACAUGGUCGUUUCCCCGUGGAUAUCGAUGAAGUUUUGGCCGGACAGAUAUCCGAUCAACUCAAAGGGCAAAAGAAUGAGCUGGGACUCGCACGUCGUGUCAAUGGUCCAGUCAUGCCUCAUUAACGUCCUCGCGCUGUACGUCCACUUCUACGACGAGGAGCGAUGGGAAUUCAACUGGGAACAGCGCGUUUGGGGAUACACUGGUGCCUGUGCCAUGAUCCAGAGCCUGGCCGCUGGCUAUUUUGUCUGGGAUUUGAUCAUUACCGCACUGCACUUUGAAACCUUUGGGAUUGGCGUCUUGAUGCAUGCCAUCAGUGCACUGACUGUUUACUCGUUCGGAUACAGGCCUGUCUUCAACUACUACGCCACCAACUUCAUCCUCUACGAGCUUUCCACUCCUUUCCUCAACAUCCACUGGUUCUUCGAUAAGCUGGGAAUGACGGGAACAAAGGCUCAGCUGAUCAACGGUAUCUGCCUGAUCUCUGUUUUCUUCUCAUGCCGUUUAAUCUGGGGUAACUGGCAAUCUGCCCUUGUCUACCGCGACAUAUGGCGUGCUAUGAGGACCAGCGAGAUCCCGGUCAACUCUACCAUCAUCUGCGGGGACUUUGACGGUACGAAGGUGGCUAUCAACCCCUCGCCGAUCCCCAUCUGGCUGGUUUUCGCCUACUUCGCAAGCAACCUGACCCUGAACAUGCUCAACGUAUUCUGGCUGUUCAAGAUGAUCAGUGCCGUCAAGAAGCGAUUCACGCCGGCGAAGGAGGACCCAGCUGCCAUCAAGGAAAAGCCGGCCUCUGCCUCGCCCAAGACAGGGGUAACGAGCGGUCUGCAGCAGACUGCCGACGCACUCAGGAAGAGGAAUCUGCCCGCCGAGGUCUUGCCUGUUAUCGAUGACGACCUCGGUGACAUGACUUGAUUCACUACACGUCUUUGGCCUCUCAUUCAAUGUCACGGUCACAAUCCAAGCUCAAACAAUGCUCUUGUUAGGGCGAAAAAAAUCCGUUAGCUCUUUUAGAAUGCGUGCGACGACCCUCAGAAUAUUUGGGGCUGCGCUAUUUUGUUUAGCGCGCCCGCGAUCAAUCCUUUGAGGUCUGUGAUGCGGCCCUCUCACAGUCCGGUAAUAAUUGAGCUUUCGAGUAUAGGCUAUUAAAUAGCCUUCCAAUUCAUGUUAUAGCUUGCCAUUUUGCCAUAUCCAUAGACUGCCGUUUUUAUUUUCAUUUUUAACAGCGUUUGUUUACUCGGUCGUCAUCUAUAGAAGCAAAACCUCAGCGUUUAUCCCAGUUCCCUUGAUAUUGCUCAACAAUGUCGGAAAAGCAUAAAAGGUUGUAUCAAGGGCCGGGCACUGGCUGAGAGAGACGCGAAUUAUGAGUUGUAAUGACUUCCAUUGUAACAAAGUCUAAUAACAAAAUUAUCUGCUACCGA
Pyricularia oryzae 70-15 is the source of this 2333-nucleotide messenger RNA. Its product is annotated as transmembrane protein 56. Lineage: Eukaryota; Fungi; Ascomycota; Sordariomycetes; Magnaporthales; Pyriculariaceae. The transcript has 2 exons. The record is from RefSeq and is a predicted model, not a curated record. Gene Ontology annotation, biological process: lipid homeostasis. Bases 775 to 1827 code for a protein of 350 amino acids. Gene Ontology annotation, cellular component: endoplasmic reticulum; membrane.